AUGCAACAGGGAGAUUACAGUUCGUACUAUCACCACCAGCAGUACCCUCAAUAUCAAAACCCUACACCGAUCCCCAAUCCCAAUCCUUCUCCGCCAACACCAACCGUCGCUGGUCCGACCGAUCUUUCUCGGAACACAUACGCAUCGGCACCACCGUUCACCGGCGGUUACGGAACCACCGAUUACUCUAAUUAUUCCCAGAAUUAUCCUCCGUACGGGCAAAACACUGAGCAUGUCCCUCCUUCAGCUCCUUCCUUCACUCCCGCGGCACAACAGCCUCCUCCUUCUCCUCCAGCGACGUCUUUAAACCCUAAUUCUUAUUCAACUUUCAACCAACAACAACCGCCCCCGAUUCAUCCUUCUGCAUCCUCUUACGGAUCCUUUGACUCCACUGCUCCGUAUCAGCAAUCCACUACGCAACCGAUGUAUUACUCACCGUAUGAUCAGCAUCAGACCUCUGGCUAUUCUCCUGCACCUCAUCCUCCUCCUUCUGCGGCUGCAUCGAAUCCUAAUCCUGUUCAUACUCCGCCUUACUCAUCUUCCUUGUACUCGGCAUCUUCCAUGCCUCCUCCUUCGUAUGAAAGACCAUACGACAAGCCGGUGAAAUUAGAUCAACCUGCGUUUGGCGAUUACAGCCGUAGCAGAUCGGAUUUAGGCUCAGAUCUAUACGGUAAACGAUCUGAGAGCGGCGGAGGAGGAUAUCCAGCUUAUGAAGAUUCCUAUGGAGAUGGUGUCUAUGCUUAUGAAGGAGGCAAAGUUGAGCCUUACGGGUCUCGUGGAACUGCACCGAAAUCAUCCAAUUCGACUUUGUUCGAUGAUUAUGGACGAUCCAUUAGCUUUUCUUCGGGUAGAGAUUCUUCUUCUGCUAGCUCGAAUUCUGCCAAGAUCGUGAGAGCUGUUCCCAAGGCUGAUGUUAAGGAAGAUGCCAAUGGUGGUGUGCAGAAAUUCCGUGUCAAAUUGUUAGCUGAGACCUACGGACAAACCACAACAGAUGUUCUUUGCCAGAUUGGUUUGGAUGGUCUACGUAUGCUUGAUCCCAGUACUAGCCGGACUUUGAGAAUAUAUCCUCUUGAGAACAUCACAAGAUGCGAAAAACUAGAUUCUUCCAUUCUGGCUUUUUGGUCUAAGACUCCGGUAGACAUUGAAGCUAGACGUAUCAGACUGCAAUCAAAUAGUUACACCACCAACACCCUUCUGGACACGGUGACAGCUGCAAUGUUUCAGGCCAAGGAGAUUGGGGGAAGUAGCAGGCCUCCUGCCUCUGCAAAACUAGUUGAACAAUCUGCUGAGAAGAAGAAAGGAUUGGGUGAUUGGAUGAACAUUAUCAAGCCUGUAAAUGAGGAGAAAGAUCAUUGGGUCCCUGAUGAAGCUGUUUCGAAGUGCACAUCAUGUGGGUCAGAUUUUGGUGCAUUUAUGCGAAGGCAUCACUGCAGGAACUGUGGUGACGUCUUCUGUGACAAAUGUACUCAAGGUAGGAUUGCUCUCACUGCAGAGGAGAAUGCAACCCAAGUCCGUGUCUGCGACCGGUGCAUGGCAGAAGUGUCACAAAGGUUGAGUAAUGCCAAGGAAUCCGCUAGCAGGAACGUGAGUGUGCAGAGCCAUGAAGACCUCGCUAGGAAGUUACAGGAGGAAAUGGAGAAGAACCGCAAGUCUUCAUCAGGUUCAAGGGAAGGAUCUGGGAGGCGGAUGAAGGAAGUAGCUUGUCCAACAUGUACAGUUCACUUGCAGGUUCAGGUUCCAAUCUCAGGAUCAGAGACCAUCGAGUGCGGGGUUUGCCAAAACCCUUUCCUUGUUAGCGCACAUUGA
This is a messenger RNA of Arabis nemorensis, 1806 nucleotides long. The record is from the annotation of a GenBank genome assembly. NCBI's taxonomy places the organism in Eukaryota, Viridiplantae, Streptophyta, Magnoliopsida, Brassicales, Brassicaceae.